GACUUGGAAGCAUCCCCGCAAGAGAGGCUGGGGAGGGGGAAGUCGGCUGGCAGCCAUCGACGCCAGCGCAGCACUGUGCGCUUGGAGGAUCCGUACCAGCAUGGUUUCGAGGCCCUGGUACAGUCCUACAGCUCCGAACUAGCCCUGCGGAUUAUGUACAUGUUCAGAGUCUACCCGCGUGCAUUCAACUCCUAUCUGGGGAGUCCUGAUGCGCAGCCAGAAGAUUGGCAGAGCAAAUUGGCCAAGUUCAAUUUAGUCGCUCGUGUAUUCAUCAUGAAUGCCAUUCGAAACCUACGUCUACACCAAACCGUUCUCCACCUGGCGAAGUGGUUUGGGGACGAUGCGGUGGUUGAGACCAAUCUGAAUGAGACGCGCGUGGAAGUGCUGCGGCUGCUCAACUCGGCCGUGCACGUAAUGAACACGGCCGAGUUCAUCUACAAUGCUUCUGCAUGCGUAGAUGACGCUUUUGCCUUUGUCUAUCCAUCUGCCUAUGACGGCGUGCCUGAUUUGGAAGGCGCCUUUCGAAGGAAUCAGAAAGGGCAAUUCGUGGUGUACAUCUGUCCACUGACUGUUUACGCAGAGAGACUGGGGCUCCUAGCUGACGCGAUUCAGACAUCUGUUCACGAAUCCUCGCACCACGCAGUUGCAUACACCGAUGACGUGGCGACUUGUGCUCAGUCCCACUACAUGUGGAUGGACGUUGCAGGCCUCCCGACCCUCGGCGGCUCAGCGUGCCCCGAGAACGCCGAGGGCCAACCACGCUUCUCUGUCAGCGGCCGAUCCUGUGACGUGCCAGGAGCCGGAAUCUGGCAGAUUUCAAACAUAACACGGCCAGCCUUUGCCAGAGGCCUCGAAGAAACUGCCCGCUGCCCUGCGAAUCUGGCGGAUCUGAAGACCGCUGAUGCUUGCAAGACAGCGGCGAAGUACUUGGGGGCCAUCUACAACGAUGAAGAAGAGGACGCUGAGUGGCCGCAGGGCUGCUACGAGAUUUCAAUGGGACUCUUCCAAGGCGUCUACUUCAACAGUGCGUCAAACGGCUCAGCCGUGGCAGGAACGCACCCACUUUGCGAGACCUUGCCGCUUCGGGCGCCAGUCGUUGGCGGAGGCUGCCCGGCAAAGUAUUCGCAGACGAAGACAGGAACUUGCCAACUUGCAUUGCCAUUCGUCACAGCGGCGAAGGGAAGCAGUGCAUGCCCUUCGAACACCGAGCAGAUCGACAGAGCCAUGACGUGCCGAAGUGCUGCCGACCUCUUGGGACUGGCCUGGGAGGGCUCAGUCACGAGUCCAGAUUCACCCACGGGUUGUUCCGUGCAGGACGACCAGGUCACUUUCAAUGGCGAGGAGGGCACGGCGAAUAGCCUGGCAGCCCCCAUAUGCAAGCAGGAAUUCUCCUACAGCAUGUUUGACCCACGCGUCCAGUACUACAUUCAGCUGAUGCGUUUUUCUCAGAGUGGCGAUGCAGCACUUUUCAAAGCCGUCGCAACGGAUUCCUCGAGCGACUACUGCUAUCUCGCAUAUGGACGAUCCAUGUGCCAAGACUUGGCAAGGCAGGACCCAGGUAAAGCGAUCAUGAACGCGGACAGCUUCGGUUACUACGUCAUUGAUGCCGGCAGUCCGGCAACUCAUCUGGUCCAAAGUGGAGAAGGCGUCAGGCUGUCUUGGCUUGCUGCUAUCAACCUGAAAUCAGGCGAUAGGCAAGCGAAGAACCAACGUGAGCGGCAGAGUGCAUGGGAGGAGGAUGCCAAAGAGCCGGACAUACUCGGCCGCCGGCAGUCGGUGGGAGCCGACAAGGUGCAGAAGGUGCUGACCCAGCCGCUGUCCCCCACGAAACAGAAGACCUUGGAGUUGGAGGUGCAAUCUGUGGUCCGCGCCCAUCGGGUCAUCCGUGCUUUGAAGAACAAGAAGAGUUUCAAGGAAAAGGCUGAAGGAGCGAAGCGGGCAGCCGCUGGAACAUCAUCGGGGCCGGGGCGAGUUCGCAGCUCGCAACUACAUGGCGGAGAGGGCUCUGCGGGGCUCAGCGCCCUCGCCCGCGCCUCGCGCAUCUUCAAGAAGUCCUUGGACGGCAAGUUCCUGGGGACGCGCACAACCACGCUGCCAAAAGGUAUCGGACUGCGGCUGCAGGCAGAUGCAGAGGACGAGUCGCAAACUGACCUGGAUCAGCUGGGCAACACGCUUGCUGAGCCUUUGUUGUGCUACUUCAUCGACACGCCUGGCCAAAGCAGCCUUUUGGGUGAGGCACAGGCCGCCCUGCGUUUGGCAGACAGCGUGCUGCUGGCGGGGCCCUUGCACGACAGAUCUUGUGGUCCCGGGUGUUUCACGCAG
Symbiodinium necroappetens is the source of this 2322-nucleotide messenger RNA. NCBI's taxonomy places the organism in Eukaryota, Dinophyceae, Suessiales, Symbiodiniaceae. The record is from the annotation of a GenBank genome assembly.